Molecule: messenger RNA, 4088 nt
Organism: Anarrhichthys ocellatus (wolf-eel)
Lineage: Eukaryota; Metazoa; Chordata; Actinopteri; Perciformes; Anarhichadidae
Gene: sympk
Product: symplekin
Exons: 27
Coding region: 215-3883 (1222 amino acids)
Cellular component (GO): mRNA cleavage and polyadenylation specificity factor complex
Source: RefSeq, a predicted model, not a curated record
UUUUCAAUUAAACAUGGCAGCUUCCCUAAUAAAGCAGAGUUGUUGACCUUAUUGACUAUAUAAAAACCUACGACACUAUCUAGUCUGUCACACUGCUCACGUUUAAUUAUUGUUGCAACGACAAACCAAAGCGCCUGUGCAGCGGUGAGUCGCAGUUUUUAACAGGAUUUUGAAGACCAUGACGUCCACAUAGUGGGAGAAGCAGAGCAGCAUCAUGGAGUUCACUUCAGAUGAGGAGGGAAGUCAACUCACAACCAAUGUCGUCGAUAUGACCACCAGUGAACGGGUGGUGGAUCUGCUGAACCAGGCUGCCCUGAUACCCACAGAUGAAAAGCUAACGGUGCUCAAACAGGUCCAGGAGCUCAUCAUUAACAAGGAUCCCUCUCUUCUUGACAAUUUCUUGGAUGAGUUGAUCGCCUUUCAGACUGACAAGUCUAUCGAAGUGAGAAAAUUCGUCAUUGGCUUCAUAGAGGAAGCAUGUAAAAGAGACAAUGAGCUCCUUCUCAGACUGGUCGCCAAUCUGAACAUGCUGCUGAAGGAUGACAGUGUGAACGUGGUGAAGAAAGCCAUCCUCACACUCACCCAACUCUACAAAGUUUCACUGCAGUGGUUGGUGCGCUCUAAGGCAGUAUCAGAGAGGCAGGAGGCAUGCUGGGAUCUGGUCACACAGAUGAAAGGAGAUGUCCUGGCCUUACUGGACUCCGAAAAUGACGGCGUUCGCACUCACGCCAUCAAGUACACAGAGUCGUUAAUCAUCACUCUGUCGCCGCGGACGUCAGACUCUGAUGUUCCCAAGCGACAGGAGAGUGACACCAGCCUGGACAAAGUUCCCAGAGAUCACUCGUACAUCCGCUACGAUGUGUUGUGUGAGGAGGGAAAGACUGCACUGGAGAAGCUGCUGAAGUUCAUGGUCCAUCCGGCCAUUACCAGCAUUAACCUCACCACAACACUUGGCUCCCUGGCCACUAUCGCCCGCCAGAGGCCAAUGUUCAUGUCAGAGGUGGUGCAGGCAUAUGAGACGUUGCAUGCAAACCUGCCACCCACUCUGGCCAAGUCUCAGGUCAGCAGCGUGCGAAAGAAUCUGAAGCUGCACUUGGUGGCGGUCCUCAAGCAUCCCUGCAGCCUGGAGUUCCAGGGUCAGAUCGGCACUCUGCUGCUGGACCUGGGAAUGCCCCAGAGUGAAAUAACCCGCUCUACUCCGGCACCACGUGAGCAGCGCAAAAGGCCUCGCCAUGAAGAAUACACAGAGGGAAAAAAGGUCAAGAUGGAGCCGGCCCUGAUUGAGGAUGACGAGGACAAGGAGGAGCCAGCCCCGCUCUCGGUUCCUAAACCAGCUGCUGUUCCAGUAGCACAGUCUGCCAUUGACCUCACAGCUGAGUUCCUGCACCCGCUGCUCUCCCCAGAGAAUGUAGCCAACCUGGUGCUCAUCAGCAUGGUGUACCUGCCUGAUGUCAUGCCGGCAUCCUUCCAGGCCACAUACACACCUGUUGAGUCAGCUGGCACUGAUGCCCAAAUUAAACAUCUGGCCAGGUUGAUGGCCACGCAGAUGAGUGCAGCUGGGAUUGGUCCAGGACUUGAGCAGUGCAAAGCCAGAGAAGACGAUGCAGUGAAGUGCGAAGGCAACGACGAGGACCCUGCUGCUAAAGACCCGUUCAUCAAGCGCAAAGUUCCAGCUGUGAUGUUGGGACAAGCCAUCUCUGUGGUGGGAGGUUACGAAAAAGAAAAGACUCCACCCCCAGAGGCUCCCGUCAUAGUCAAGAGGCUUCCCGAGCCCAUCCUUCCUACGGGACAAACCAAAAUGGCGGGGCCAAGUGGGAGAAAAAAAGUGUUCCGCUUGUCCGAUGUCGUCCAGCCUUUAUCAGACGCCGAGAUCGAAAAGUUAACCUCCAAAGCGGUCAGACGCAUCCUGCAUUCCGAGAAGACGAUUGCUCAAAGCGGCAUGUCCCACGUCAGAGUGAAGCUCCUCUCCAAGCUCGUGACGCAGUUCAAAGGGAUGAUGAAAGAAGACGUGCUGCAAUUUAUUCUGGAUGACAUCAGGACAAGGAGUGACCUGGCCUUUGCGCUCCUCUACCAAGAGUACAACACUUACCUCAGCCACCUGCCGACCGGGCAGCUGGACAGCUACGACCACUGUCUUUACACUCUGCUGUCGGGCCUGCAGGAGAAACCCGAGCAGAGGGAUGGACUUUUCACCAAGCUGGUGCUGGAGGCUCCCAUUAUAACCGAGUCAGCGCUGGACGUAAUCCGACGCUACUGCGAGGAUGAGUCUCGGGUGUAUUUGGGCAUGACGACUCUGAAGGAGCUUAUUGUCAAGCGGCCCUCGAGGCAGUUUCAGUAUCUGCAUGUGCUUCUGGAUCUCAGCUCACAUGAAAAAGAGAAGGUGCGGACCACUGCCUUGGCUUUUCUCAAGCGUAUGUAUGAGAAAGACCAUCUCAGGGACUACAUUGAGAAGUUUGCCCUGAACUACAUGCAGCUUCUGGUCCAUCCCAACCCUCCAUCUCUGCUCUUUGGGGCUGACAAAGAUACAGAGGUGGCUGCCCCAUGGACUGAAGAGACCGUGAGACAGUGUCUGUUCCUCUACCUGUCCCUGCUGCCUCUAAACCACCGAUUGGUCCACGAGCUGGCAUCAGUCUACACCGAGGCCAUCGCUGACAUCAAGCGCAGCGUGCUUCGAGCGAUAGAGCAGCCUAUCCGUGGAAUGGGGAUGAACUCUCCUGAGCUGCUGCUCUUGGUUGAAAACUGUCCUAAAGGGGCAGAGACUUUAGUGACCCGCUGUCUGCACAUAUUGACUGAUAAAGUGCCUCCAUCUCCAGAGCUGGUGGAGAGAGUGCGAGACCUUUACCACAAACGAGUGCCAGAUGUUCGUUUCCUAAUUCCAGUCAUUAAUGGCCUUGAAAAGAAUGAAGUCAUCCAGGCUCUCCCCAAGCUGAUCAAACUCAACCCGAUUGUAGUGAAGGAGGUGUUCAACCGUCUCCUGGGCACUCAGCACAGUGAGGGAAGUUCAUCCGUGUCCCCUCUCACCCCCGGAGACCUGCUGAUUGCCUUACACAACAUAGAUUCAACCAAAUGUGAUAUGAAGUCCAUCAUUAAAGCUACCAACCUGUGCUUUGGGGAGAAAAACGUGUACACGUCGGAGGUUUUGGCGGUGGUGAUGCAACAGCUGAUGGAGCAGAGUCCCCUCCCCAUCCUGCUCAUGCGUACCGUCAUCCAGUCCCUCACCAUGUAUCCGCGACUGGGAGGCUUCGUCAUGAACAUCCUGUCCCGCCUCAUCGUCAAGCAGGUGUGGAAGUAUCCCAAGGUGUGGGAGGGAUUUGUGAAGUGCUGCCAGAGGACGAAGCCUCAGUCGUACAGCGUGCUGCUACAGCUGCCGCCCGCACAGCUGACGAGCGUGUUUGAACGCUGCCCGGAGAUGAGAGAGCCUCUUCUGCAGCAUGUCCUCUCCUUCACACCUCAUCAGCAAGCUCACAUACCUGCCUCCAUCAUGUCGGUCCUGGAAGUGCAUAAACAGCCAGAACCAAAACCUGUGGAGCCUGUCGUGGAGAAAGAGAUGGAACCAGUUCCUGCCCCAGUUGAAGAAGAGGCUCCCACUGUGACACUGGAAAGGUCAGAGACGCCAGAGCAGCAACAACCAGCUGUCACGAAAGAUGAGGAAGAACCAAUGGAGCAAGAAGAGCCCGCUCCAGUGAUACAGGAGGAAACUGUUGAUACUGUUUCCCAGGAGUUGACAAGAGCGGAAGAGACACAAUCGCCUCAACCAGAGCCAGUUGAGGAACCGAUGGAGGAUUCUCAACCUGAACCCUCAGACCUCCAGGAGCCUGUGAAAGAUGUUGAAGCUGACGUCACAGAACCCGAGGCUGGAAGCGGCAGCGAAGAUGUAGAAUGACUGCUGAAAAUAUAUGCACUAUACACAAUUCUCGCCUUUUGCAAACAUCCCACAGAUUUUUAGAAUGUCUUGUCAAGAAAAUGCUCUUUAUUCUUUUUGUAUUUGUAGAAAACAGAUUUUGAGGAGGGGGGGGUGAUCAGGAAUAGCUGUGUAUGAAUUCCAUAUGCAUCCAUGUGACGACUUAAAAUAAAUCAAUGAAAUGCUG